Molecule: messenger RNA, 609 nt
Organism: Didymella exigua CBS 183.55
Lineage: Eukaryota; Fungi; Ascomycota; Dothideomycetes; Pleosporales; Didymellaceae
Product: ribonuclease H-like protein
Exons: 1
Biological process (GO): DNA replication, removal of RNA primer
Molecular function (GO): RNA-DNA hybrid ribonuclease activity; nucleic acid binding
Source: RefSeq, a predicted model, not a curated record
UACGGCGAGGAGAUUCGCCGCCUAUUCGAUCCCGCCGACGAUCCCGGCCGGCGCCGGAUCCCCCUCGCGGAGCUUGUCGUAUACAACGCUGAAAAGCACGUGUCUCAGCUCAAGUUCCAAGCCCGAACUCUACCAGUCGAGCGAGAUGAAUUCUCACUCGUCGUCUACAUUGACGGUGCGUGUCGCGGCAAUGGCACACGGAAUGCGCGCUCUUCCUACGGCGUCUACUUUGGACCCGACUCGCCGUACAACGCCAACGGACUCAUCGACAACGCCGCACCGCAGACAAGCACACGCGCCGAAAUAGAAGCCCUCGCCGAAGCCCUGAAGAUCAUCCAGGCCGUUUGUGCUACCGACUUCAAGCUUCAACAAAUCACGAUCGCGACAGACUCGUCGUACCUGGUCGACGCCAUGUCCAAGCACGUCGGAGGCUGGAUCGAGCGUGGCGGUCUUGGCUCGAGAGGGAAGGCGGUCGCGCAUUAUGACCGGCUGAAGGCGUUGCACGAGCUGCUCGACGAGAUGGAGUAUGGAGAUGACGGCGGCAUCGUUGUGCAGUUCUGGCGUAUUGAGCGGAGUAUGAGCAGCGCCGCCGAUGCGCUUGCCAACGCU